CGCACCGGCUCCAUCUCCUUCUUCUCCUCUCUCUUCUUGACGAUCUGUCCUAAUCAACGGAGAGGAGGAGAUUAUGGCGUCGGAGGAAAGGAGCUGCGACGGCGAAGACAGGAGGGGGGACCAGAAAGUGAAGGGAUCGUGGAGGCCGGAGGAGGACGCGGUGCUGAUGCGACUGGUGGAGCGGCACGGGCCGCGCAACUGGUCGCUCAUCAGCUCCGGCAUCCCGGGGAGGUCCGGCAAGUCGUGCCGCCUGCGGUGGUGCAACCAGCUCAGCCCCGGCGUCCACCACCGCCCGUUCACCCCCGCCGAGGACGCCGCCAUCGUGGAGGCCCACGCCCGCUUCGGCAACAAGUGGGCCACCAUCGCCCGACUACUCCCCGGCCGCUCCGACAACGCCAUCAAGAACCACUGGAACUCUACCCUUCGCCGCCGCCGCCGCCGCUCCUCCGAGGUUGCAGCGGCGGCCGCUUCUCCGAGCCUCUCCACCGCCCCGAGCCCCGAGUCCAUUGCCACCCCGUCCUCCGUCUCUCCUCCUCCCGCCGCUGCGGCCGUCGUCGGCGCCCGCGGCUCGGGCGUGGUGGAGGAGUGCUCCGAGUCGGGAUCGAGCAAGAAGCUGCGGCGAGUGAGCGAGGAUCCCAUUGUCGGAGCGGGGUGCAACUCAGCGGCGGUCGACCCCGCGACGUCGCUGUCGCUGAGCCUGCCGGGGGAGGGCGGUGGCGCGUGGAGGGCGAAGAAAGCAAGGGAGGAGGAGGAGGUGGGGCGGAUGAGGGACAUGUGCCUCAUCUCCAUCAUGCGACAGAUGAUCGCAGAAGAGGUACGGAGUUACAUGGACAAACUGCGAUCGCAAGUGCCAGCAGAAGCCACUCCGGCGGUCAUCAAACAGGAAUCCGCAUCGGACGCUGCAAGUUAGCAUAAGCUUAUGUUUACUCUGCUGGCAUGUUAUUACUGCUUCGUUUUCUUUUGAGAAGUUCAUGCAGCAUUAACAACGAACGCUCAUUUGGGAAUGAUUUUGUAGAUAAAAUAUAAGACAAUUAGUCUCGA
Zingiber officinale is the source of this 1041-nucleotide messenger RNA. Its product is annotated as transcription factor MYB77-like. Lineage: Eukaryota; Viridiplantae; Streptophyta; Magnoliopsida; Zingiberales; Zingiberaceae. Gene Ontology annotation, molecular function: RNA polymerase II cis-regulatory region sequence-specific DNA binding; DNA-binding transcription factor activity, RNA polymerase II-specific. Gene Ontology annotation, biological process: regulation of DNA-templated transcription. The record is from RefSeq and is a predicted model, not a curated record. Bases 74 to 910 code for a protein of 278 amino acids. The transcript has a single exon. Gene Ontology annotation, cellular component: nucleus.